Ctenopharyngodon idella (grass carp) is the source of this 3968-nucleotide messenger RNA. It is a transcript of the gene exoc8, whose product is annotated as exocyst complex component 8. The record is from RefSeq and is a predicted model, not a curated record. NCBI's taxonomy places the organism in Eukaryota, Metazoa, Chordata, Actinopteri, Cypriniformes, Xenocyprididae. The coding region runs from base 153 to 2207 and encodes 684 amino acids. Gene Ontology annotation, cellular component: exocyst. Gene Ontology annotation, biological process: intracellular protein localization; exocytosis; Golgi to plasma membrane transport. The transcript has a single exon.
GUGACUGACGUUACGGGGAGGUGCCGUGCGUUUCCUGUUGAGGAAGCACUCUCUCUCUCUGCAGCUGUACUACAAUGUCGGACUGAUUUCAAACAAUUAUAUCCAUAUUUGUGUUUCUUUUAUACAUUGUCUUCAGCCUUAACAACCAAAAAAUGGCAGACACUGGAAAUCGUUUGCGUAAGUUGCUGGAAACCCCUAAUUUUGAUCCUCAGUCGUAUGUGAAGCAGCUCUCGCAGCAGUCGGACGGUGACCGAGAUUUACAAGAACACCGUCAAAAAAUACAAACACUCGCCGACGAAACCGCACAAAACCUGAAGAAAAAUGUUUAUAAAAACUACAGACAGUUUAUUGAGACAGCCAAGGAGAUUUCCUACCUGGAAAGUGAGAUGUAUCAGCUCAGUCACAUUCUCACUGAGCAGAAGAGCAUAAUGGAGAGCAUUACACAGUCUCUCCUGUCCACAGAUAAAGAUGAAACAGCCAAAGAGAUGCUCACAGCCUUCCCAAAGGAAACAGAAGAGGUCAAACAAAGAACCCUUACCACACUUUUGGAAAAAGUGGAGGGAUGCAAGAACAUCAUGGAAACCCCAGGCAGAUAUCUGGUCUAUAAUGGUGAUCUUUUGGAGUAUGACGUAGACAACAUGUCGCAGAUCCAAAAGGUCCAUGCGUUCCUGAUGAACGAUUGCCUGCUAAUUGCAACCUGGUUGGCAAACAGGCGCGGAGCUGUGAAAUACAAAUACAAUGCAUUGUAUGAUCUGGAAAGCUUUGCGGUUGUAAAUGUAAAAGACAACCCUCCGAUGAAAGACAUGUUCAAAAUCCUCAUGUUUCCAGACAGCCGCAUCUUCAAAGCUGAGAACAGCAAAAUCAAGAAGGAGUGGCUGGAGAUCCUGGAGGAAACAAAGAAAAACAAAGUGGCAAAAGACAAGCACAAAAAGGAAGAGGAGGUGCCAACGUCCCCAGUCAGACAGGAAGUCUCCACAAACCCAUUUGAUGAUGAAGAACCUCUGGAUUCAGAGGAGCUGGUGGAUCUGAGUCCCGAAUGGAUCCAGGAGCUUCCAGAAGACCUUGACGUGUGCAUCGCUCAGAGAGACUUUGAGGGUGCUGUUGAUCUUCUGGAUAAACUAAACGAAUAUCUGAAGGAGCAACCAGUGAGCCCACGGGUGAAGGAGCUCAGGGGGAAGGUGGAUGAGCGCGUUCGACAGCUGACGGAGGUUCUGGUGUUUGAACUCUCACCUGAUCGCUCUCUCCGCGGAGGACCUAAAGCCACACGGCGAGCCGUAUCCCAGCUCAUUCGGCUGGGCCAGUCCACGAAGGCCUGUGAGCUCUUUUUGAAAAACAGAGCAGCGGCCGUCCAAACCGCCAUCCGUCAGCUUCGCAUCGAAGGAGCCACGCUGCUUUACAUCCAGAAGCUCUGUAACAUCUUCUUCACAAGCCUACUGGAAACUGCCAGGGAGUUUGAGACGGAUUUUGCGGGCAACACUGGCUGCUACUCUGCCUUUGUGGUCUGGUCUCGUUCGGUGAUGAAGAUGUUCGUAGAUGCCUUCAGCAAGCAGGUGUUUGACAGCAAAGAGAGCUUGUCCACCGCCGCAGAAUGCGUGAAAUUCGCAAGCGAGCACUGCAAGCAGCUGAGCGAGAUCGGCUUGGAUCUGACCUUCAUUUUACAGUCUUUGCUUGUGAAAGACAUCAGGGCAGCUCUACAAAGCCAGAAAGACAUCAUCAUAGAAGCAACGAGGCAUCGUAACUCUGAGGAGAUGUGGCGUAGGAUGAACCUCAUGACUCCUGAAGCUCUGGCAAAACUCAAAGAUGAAAUGCGAAGCUGCGGGAUAGGCAGUUUCGACCAGUAUACAGGCGAAGACUGCUGGGUUAACCUGAGCUACACCAUUGUGGCCUUCACCAAGCAGAUGAUGGCCUUCCUGGAGGAAGGACUGAAGCUAUACUUCCCAGAGCUGCACAUGGUGUUUCUGGAGAGCCUGCGGGAGAUCAUACUGGUGGCGGUGCAGCAUGUGGACUACAGCCUGCGCUGCGAGCAGGAGACAGAGAAAAAAGCCUUCAUUCUACAGAACGCAUCCUUCCUGCAUGAGACGGUGCUUCCUGUUGUGGAGAGGAGGUUUGAGGAGGGAGUGGGGAAACCAGCCAAACAGCUCCAGGAUCUGAGGAAGAGCUCUCGGCCUGUCAGAGUCAACCCCGACAGCACCAUGUCUGUUGUUUAAGAGAGACGGGGUGAAUGUGAAUUAAUGAGACUGCUAAUGCACUACCACAGAGGUCUUCAAAUCUCAACACAUUUCACUGAGUACACUCAUAUGACUCAUUUUUGUGUCGUGAUGCACUCCAAACUCUCACACUCUUUAAAGGAAUAGUUCACUGGAAAUAAAAAUUCUGUCAUUAUUAACUUGACUUCACGUCAAAGCUUUAUGUUGUUGUACAUGGAACACAAAAGGAGAAUUAAAAAAAAAAAAUCUUACAAUUUUCAAAGCUUACAAUCAAGCUUCAAAAAAUGGCAAAAAAAAGCAUUAUUGAAAAAUAAAUAGUGAUUGUAUAACACUUACAUUGUAUAAUAGUAAGUGUGCUUUUGAUUCUUUAAUAACUUAUGUAUAUUGUAUAUUAUUAAAGUAAAUGAAAAUUAAUAUUGUUAAAAUAUAAAGAAUUACAUUUCGAACCAUUUGUCAUUUCAGUCAAGCAAAAAAACAAAUCAAAACUGAGGUAGAGAUGAAAACAUUAAUUUUUACUGCUCUCUUUUCACUGUGUUUAUUAACUAGUAAAGACAUUGUUUUGUUUAAGAAUGCAAGGUGCAUUAAACUCGCUCAAGGGUUAGUUCACCCAAAAAUGAAUUUUUUUGUCAUUAAUUACUCGCCCUCAUGUUGUUCCAAACCCACAAGACCUUCGUUCAUUUUCGGAAAACACAAAUUAAGAUAUUUUUGAUGAAAUCCAAGAGAUUUUAUUUAUCCUCAAUAGAAAGCAACAAAAUUACCACAUUCAAGGUCCAGAAAAGUAGUAAAAACAUUGUUAAUAUAGUCAAUGUGACUACAGUGAUUCAAUCUUAAUGUUAUGAAGUGACGAGAAUACUUUUUGUGUGCAAAAACAAAACAAAAAUAACGACUCUAUUCAACAAAUUCGUCAUAAAUUCUGUUUAUGUUGCAGCGCUUCCAGGUUCUAUGUCCAAACGCCGGGUCAGUAUUGGCCCGCUCUGGUCACAUGAGCAGCAUGACGUGUGUGAUGCUGAUGCAGGAGCCGGCCAAUACUGACCCGGCAUUCGGACAUAGAACCUGGAAGCGCUGAACUGCGUUCUGUAUACGAGACUGACAGGAGAGACGAAUUUGCUGAAUAAAGUCGUUAUUUUUGUUUUGUUUUUGCCACAAAAAGUAUUCUCAUAGCUUCGUAACAUUAAGGUUGAACCACUGCAGUCACAUUGACUAUUUUAACAAUGUUUUUUUCUACUUUUCUGGACCUUGAAUGUGGUAAUUUCAUUGCUUUCUAUUGAGGAUAAAAAAACAUCUUGGAUUUCAUCAAAAAUAUCUUAAUUUGUGUUCCGAAGAUGAACGACAUGAGGGUGAGUAAUUAAUGAUAGAAAUUUAAUUUUUGGGUGAUCUAACCCUUUAUACUAGCUGAACAUGAAUAUGUUGAAUUGACUUUAGCCUGUGCUCCAGAUGUCUAAGCUUUUAAAUGUAGUGCCCCCUGGUGUACAGGGAAUUGUUCAAUAAAAGUAAGACUUGGUUAAAAAAAUCCCAAAGCCAGUCUUGACAAUAACAUGGAGUUAUUAAAACUAUUCCCCUUUCAUCUGUUUUUCUUUCAUACUGCUGUUUCUGUUCUCUGUCGCACUGCAUAUCCUUGAUCAUAUAUUCACAAGAUCUUUUUGCAUUAUGUUUUUGUUGUUUUUUUAAACCCUCUUGACACAGACAGAAUGAUAAUACGAGGAAAUGGUGUGAUGUUCAUGAGACUUUAAUGCAUCAAUAAAAUCUAACUUCAUUAUUUGA